This is a messenger RNA of Marmota monax (woodchuck), 953 nucleotides long. It is a transcript of the gene Rpp30, whose product is annotated as ribonuclease P/MRP subunit p30. The coding region runs from base 65 to 871 and encodes 268 amino acids. The record is from RefSeq and is a predicted model, not a curated record. Gene Ontology annotation, molecular function: RNA binding. Gene Ontology annotation, biological process: tRNA processing. The transcript is spliced from 11 exons. NCBI's taxonomy places the organism in Eukaryota, Metazoa, Chordata, Mammalia, Rodentia, Sciuridae. Gene Ontology annotation, cellular component: nucleolar ribonuclease P complex.
AGCAUGCCCCGGGGCAGGCCGACUGCUGCGCAGAAGCGCGCGCGGGCGCUCACGGAACUUCAGCAUGGCGGUGUUUGCAGAUUUGGACAUAAGAGCGGGUUCCGACCUGAAGGCUCUUCGCGGACUCGUGGAGACUGCCGCUCAUCUUGGAUAUUCAGUUGUUGCCAUCAAUCAUGUUGUUGACUUUAAGGAAAAAAAACAGGAAAUUGAGAAACCCAUAGCUAUUUCUGACCUCUUCCCAACUUUCCCAAUUGUACAGGGAAAAUCAAGACCAAUUAAAAUUCUAACGAGAUUGACAAUUAUAGUUACCGAUCCAUCUCACUGCAAUGUUUUGAGGGCUACUUCUUCAAGAGUCCGGCUGUAUGAUAUUGUUGCAGUUUUUCCAAAGACAGAAAAACUAUUUCAUGUUGCUUGCACUCAUUUGGAUGUGGAUUUAGUCUGCAUAACUGUAACAGAAAAACUACCAUUUUACUUCAAAAGACCUCCUAUUAACGUGGCAAUUGACCGAGGCCUGGGCUUUGAACUUGUCUAUAGUCCUGCCAUCAAAGACUCCACAAUGAGAAGGUACACAAUUUCCAAUGCCCUCAAUUUGAUGCAGAUCUGCAAAGGAAAGAAUAUAAUUAUAUCCAGUGCUGCAGAAAGGCCUUUGGAAAUAAGAGGACCAUAUGAUGUGGCAAACUUAGGGUUGCUGUUUGGACUAUCUGAAAGUGAUGCUAAGGCUGCAGUGUCCACCAAUUGCCGAGCAGCACUUCUCCAUGGAGAAACUAGAAAAACUGCUUUUGGAAUUAUUUCUACAGUGAAGAAACCUCGGCCAUCAGAAGAGGGUGAUGAUUCUCUUCCAGCUUGCAAAAAAGCUAAGUGUGAAAGCUGAAAAGAAUGGACCAGUCUCUGUCAGCACUACUUUCUUCCGUUUUGUAGGUUAUCAUCCACAAUAAAAAGAAAAUUUUGCAUGA